AUGUGUUUUUAUUCUUUCAUUAUGCCUCUUAUUGUUUCUCUUGUAUUUCUCUCUCUCCCAUCUUCCCUGGCCACUCUCUUCAACCUCCUUCCAUUCUUAAAUGUCUCUCAGUACAACAUGGCACUACUAUGCCUCAUUUAUUCUCUUUAUGCCAAAAAAAAAAAAAAGCAAAUUCUUCCUGACUUUUUGUUUCUCUGUCUCCAAUGUUCACUUUUCUUCACUUUUCCAUUCUUUCUUUGUUACAUCAGUACUCAUUUGUAUUUUGUGUCUUCCAAUGCCUUGCCCUCCUUUCUCUAUCUAGGACAUGAUUGGUGCUGCCUGCCAGUGUUGGUCAGUCAAAGACACAUGACAUAUUCUUUUAGCUACAGAUUGUGUUCAUUCUUUCUUUGUGCUAAAACUUUGUUUCUUUUAUUACUCGAACACUUCUGUCUCCCCAUUUUAAUCUCUCACUUUCUACUUCUCCCCAUACCUGUUCCUUUUUUUUUUUUUAAUUAUCCCCCCCUCUCUCUCUCUUUUUACUUUCUCUAUAUUUCUUUUAUUUAUACUUUUUUGGUUUGUCUACCUACACUCACUCCUCUUUCUAUUUUUUCUCUCUUUCCCCGAUUCUCUACUCUUUCUUCUUCUACCUUCUCUCACCCCUUUGUUGUUUUCUAUCCCUUCUUUUUUCUCUCACCGUGUCUUUUUUGUCUCCCACCUGUUCAGCUGUGUUCUCCCCCCCCCCUGUUGAACAACUACCCCCACAUCAGAACUUCGCCCUCUCCCUCUCUUCACGAACCGUAUAAUAAACUACCAAACAUUCCACUGCCCUUCACCAACCCUACCACUUUUCACUUUUAA
Acanthosepion pharaonis is the source of this 837-nucleotide messenger RNA. NCBI's taxonomy places the organism in Eukaryota, Metazoa, Mollusca, Cephalopoda, Sepiida, Sepiidae. The record is from the annotation of a GenBank genome assembly.